Schizosaccharomyces japonicus yFS275 is the source of this 1334-nucleotide messenger RNA. RefSeq names its product glutathione S-transferase Gst1. Bases 339 to 1028 code for a protein of 229 amino acids. Gene Ontology annotation, molecular function: glutathione transferase activity. The transcript has a single exon. Lineage: Eukaryota; Fungi; Ascomycota; Schizosaccharomycetes; Schizosaccharomycetales; Schizosaccharomycetaceae. Gene Ontology annotation, cellular component: nucleus; cytoplasm. The record is from RefSeq and is a predicted model, not a curated record.
CUCAUUCUUUCAAUAAUAAUAAUUACGUAUUUAUAUUGGGUACUUUAUUGGCUCAAGGGAUUAUAGUUCAAUAAUUAAUGAGUACCGUAUGUGUAAGAAUGACAAUUUUGAUUUUGUCUUACUCUUAUUUUGCCCACAUAAACGUGCCGUGAAAUUAUAAUGACGCAUGAAAAACAGUGUCUUACUUAAUACUCGAGUGAUUAUACUACCUAGGGUUAGUUAUAAUACACACUAUAAAACAUAUUCAAGGUCUCAAUUUCAUACCUCAGAUCAGGUUCAAUUAAAUUACUUGUAUUAAGAUAACUUGAACAUCUCGUCUAGCUCUAUCAAUACUCUCAAUGGCACAAUUUACUCUUUACACCCAUAAGGGAGGACCUAACCCAUGGAAGGCUGCUAUGUGCCUCAAAGAAUUGGGUCUUACAUAUGAAUCUGUAUACCUUGAUUUCCAAAAGAAUGAGCAAAAAAACCCGCAGCAUUUAAAGUUGAAUCCAAAUGGCAGAGUACCUACUCUCGUAGACCAUUUGAACAACGAUUACACUAUUUGGGAGAGUGACGCUGUGCUGUUAUACUUAACUGAUCGUUACGACAAGCAACGCGCUAUAUCUUUGCCCCAUGACCACCCUGAUUAUCACCAUGAAUUGCAAUAUCUGUUUUUCCAAUCAUCUGGACAAGGUGUAAUUUGGGGGCAAGCUAACUGGUUUAACAUUUAUCACCCUGUCCCGGUCCCAUCUGCUGUUACAAGAUAUCGAAAUGAAUUAAAGCGUGUACUUGGAGUGCUGGAAACUAUCUUACAAGAUAAACCAUAUCUUCUUGGUGACAAGUUUACAAUUGCCGAUCUAUCUUUUGUCACUUGGAACAAUCUGCUCUCAAUGAUUUUCGGUAAAGGAAAGUAUGAAUGGGAUGACCAAGUUCCACAACUGGAUUUCCAAAAGGAGUUUCCGAAAACAUAUGACUGGAACCAUCGCAUCAACCAGAGACAAGCUAUAGCGAAGACAAACGAGGAAAAGGCUAAAAUUGGAGGACACUAAGAGCGGAUUUCGGAACUGCCUUGGCUAAUAAAUGCAUAAGCAUCUCUUCACCUACUUGACAAUGUUUCUUUUUUCAGAAAAAGCUAUAUUUAACGGUAUUUCAUGAAUAGUAUUGUUUCACUUAAAUGAAUGAUUAUUUUCUGUUAAUUGAAAUACAAAACGUCUAUUGUUAUUGUAACGUUUAGUGACGGCUCUCAACAGGCUUUCAGUAAAAUGGAUUCUCUCUUUAUUUACUAAAUAGUGUGUAUUCGUAGACCGGUCAUUCCUCACACUUCUAAGAUUAUAUUUGUUUGGGGAAAAAUCGAC